AUGGCGCCUGUCACGCCCGCAGCGGCUUCAGGUGCCCAGCCUGUCGACGCCGAUGCCCUUCGCCGGCGUGCUGUUGUGCCGGCGGUAGCUGUCGCUGCCCCAGUAGAAGCUGACGACAAGAAGAAGGCAACGAAGCCGCAGCUUUCGGCCUUGCAAAUACUCUCAGACUGGGAAGUGGUCAUUGCGCCGAUCAUCUUCACUGCCUUUGCCUUUUUCACUCGUCUCUACAAAAUCGGCCUGUCUGAUAUCGUCACCUGGGACGAGGCACAUUUCGGAAAAUUCGGCUCUCACUAUCUACAGCACACUUUCUACUUCGACGUGCACCCACCUCUCGGCAAGCUUCUUGUCGGCUUGUCAGGUUACAUAGCCGGGUACAAUGGCAGCUUCGAGUUCAAGUCUGGCGAGACCUACCCGCCCGAGGUCGAUUUUUGGACCAUGCGCGCAUUCAAUGCCCUCUUCGGCAUUGCAACGAUCCCCAUGGCUUACUUUACUGCACGGGAACUGACCUUCUCUCGUCCAGCCGUCUGGCUUGUCACCCUUAUGGUUCUCUGCGAGAACAGCUACACCACUAUUUCCCGAUUUAUCCUUCUCGAUUCCAUGCUUCUCUCAGGCACCAUCGCAACCGUUCUGUGCUGGGCUAAGUUCCAUGGCCAGCGGAAGAACAGCUUCGAACCCGAGUGGUUCUUCUGGCUGUUUAUGACUGGUCUGAGCAUUGGAUGCGUCACAAGCGUCAAGCUCGUCGGCUUGUUCGUUACGGCCAUGGUUGGCCUCUACACUGCUGAGGAUCUGUGGAACAAGUUUGGAGACCUGAACAUGAAGCCGGUGGUUCUUGCUGCACACGUCGCCGCCAGAGUGGUUGGCCUCAUUAUCCUUCCAUUUCUCGUUUACCUGCUCAGCUUCGCCAUUCACUUUGCCGUUCUUACCCACUCGGGUCCAGGCGAUGCUCAGAUGAGCUCGCUAUUCCAGGCGAACCUCGAGGGAACUGAGGUUGGCCAAGGCAGUCCGCUUGAGGUUGCUUUCGGUUCGAGGGUCACUCUCAAGAACAUGGGCUAUGGUGGUGGUCUUCUUCAUUCUCACGUCCAGACGUACCCGGAAGGCUCUGGACAGCAGCAAGUUACUUGCUACCACCACAAGGAUGCCAACAACGAGUGGUUCUUCUACCCCACCCGCGAGGAACCCGAAUAUGACGAGAACGCCGAGCCGCGUUUUGUCGGCGACGACUCUACGAUCCGCUUGAUCCACGCCCAGACCGGUCGCAACCUACACUCCCACGAGGUUUCAGCCCCUGUGACCAAGGCAGACCGCGAGGUUUCCUGCUACGGCAACCUUACUGUCGGCGAUGCCAAGGACUACUGGAAGAUCGAGGUUCUGGAUGACGUCGCUUCGCGCGAUCACAGCCGCAUCCGAACACUCACGACGUCCUUUCGCUUGAAGAACCCGGUUAUGGGCUGCUACCUUCGAGCAGGAAACGUCAACCUUCCCCAGUGGGGUUUCCGGCAGAUCGAGGUCACCUGCACGAAGGACAACAACCCCAGGGAUACGUACACCCACUGGAACAUCGAGGCUCAUAUCAAUAAGAAGCUACCGGAAGGCAACCCUGGCAGCUACAAGUCCCCUUUCCUGCGCGACUUCGUUCACCUCAACGUGGCCAUGAUGACGAGCAACAACGCGCUUGUUCCAGACCCGGAUAAGCAGGACGACCUGGCCUCUAUGUGGUGGCAAUGGCCCAUCCUGAAUGUCGGAUUGCGCAUGUGCGGCUGGGACGACAAGAUUGUCAAGUACUUCCUCCUUGGCAAUCCCAUCGUGUACUGGGGAUCCACGGCAAGCUUGGGUAUUUUUGCUUCGCUGGUCGCCUGGUACGUGAUCCGGUGGCAGCGAGGGUACACGGAGCUUUCGCAGGACGACAUUGAUCAGAUCCACUAUGCCGGUAUCUACCCAGUGAUCGGCUGGUUCCUUCAUUACCUGCCGUUCGUCAUCAUGGCCCGCGUCACCUACGUCCACCACUACUACCCAGCACUCUACUUUGCCAUUCUCACGUUCGGCUUCCUGGCGGAUUGGUUCCUCAAGAAGCGUGUUAAGACGAUUCAGGCCGCGGUGUACGGGCUUCUAUAUGCCACUGUCAUUGGGCUGUACAUCUUCUUCAUCCCCAUCUGCUGGGGCAUGACGGGCCCCAACAAGCAAUAUUCGUACCUGAAGUGGUUCGACGGUUGGCGGAUUACAGACUGA
Molecule: messenger RNA, 2226 nt
Organism: Grosmannia clavigera kw1407
Lineage: Eukaryota; Fungi; Ascomycota; Sordariomycetes; Ophiostomatales; Ophiostomataceae
Product: protein O-mannosyl transferase
Exons: 8
Coding region: 1-2226 (741 amino acids)
Biological process (GO): protein O-linked glycosylation via mannose
Cellular component (GO): endoplasmic reticulum; membrane
Molecular function (GO): dolichyl-phosphate-mannose-protein mannosyltransferase activity
Source: RefSeq, a predicted model, not a curated record